AUGUCCCCUGACUCGUUCACUUCAACCUGGUAUUCCAUCCUGCUCGUCCUGGCCCUAAUCCCCACGGCCAUCUUCUUCGUCGACAUUCUCCGAUGGAUGCGUAUGCCCCCGGGACCAAGACCACUGCCAUUCAUUGGAAAUAAGCUCUCCAUCCCACGGAAACACCCAUGGAUCCAAUUCCAGGAAUGGAGCAAAAUCUAUGGCCCCAUCUUCACAAUCUGGAUCGGCCGUCGACCUACCUGCAUCAUCUCCGACGCCGACGUGGCUGCCGAACUCAUGGAAAAGCGCAGCAGCAAGUACAGCUCCCGCCCGCGGUUUGUCACUAUGGGCGAGCUCUACUGGGACAUGGCCACGAUGUUAGUCCAACCGUACGGUAAAGCGUGGUCUAUUCGGAGAAAGCUCCUCCACACGGCGCUCACACCGACCGCUCUCAGCCUGUACCAACCAGUCCAAGAGGCUGAAGCCGUUCGUCUGUGCAACCAGUUACUCGAAGCUCCUGCGAGCUGGGAGCGCCACAUUGAGCGCUUCACCUCCAGUAUCGUCUUCACCGUCAGCUACGGCCAUCGCAUCGACUCGCUCGAGGACAAGACGAUGAAAAAACGCCAAGAGUUCAUGGUCUACGUCGCCUCGCUCAACGUUCCGGGUGCAUUUCUCGUGGAAAGCCUACCCUUUCUCAAAUACCUGCCCAACGCCAUUGCGCCCUGGAAAGCCGAGGUCCAACGCCGUGGCCAUGAAGAAGCGGCGUUCAACAUGGCUCUAGUCGAGGAUGUCCAACAGGACCUGGACACGGCCAAGGACCCGUCUGAUGUUGCCGACAGCCUGUGCAAGAUCCUCCUCCUCGCCCGUAAGGCCAAUCCCGAAUCCUUCAGCAUUCUCUCCGACCGUGACUUUUCGUUCCUGCCAGCGGCUAUUUUCGGCGCUGGCAGUGACACCACCGCCUCGACCCUCUGCAGCGCCAUACUCGCCCUCGUCACCCACCCGCACGUCCUCCAGACCGCCCACGACGAGCUUGACCGCGUGGUCGGCCCGAACCGCCUACCCACCUUCGCCGACGAGCCCUCCCUACCGUAUAUCCGUGCCUUGUGCAAGGAAGUCCUGCGCUGGCGCCCGGUUUCCGUGCUCGGAGGCCAGCCGCACGCCACCAGCGAGCCCGACGAGUACGCCGGCUAUCACAUCCCCGCCAACACGACCGUCCUGGGCAACUCGUGGGCCAUAAACAUGAAUGAAAGGUACUACCCGAACCCGCACCGCAUGAACCCGCUGCGCUUCCUGUCACCCGCCGAGGUGCUCGUGUAUGCGCGCCCGGACGAGUCGGAUGACAAGGGCGAGCCGCACCCGAACAGCAAGAUGGGUCACAGCACCUUUGGCUGGGGCCGGCGUGUGUGCCCCGGCGCAGACCUCGCCGUGAAUAGCCUAUUCGCUGCCAUGUCCAAGUUGCUCUGGGCGUAUGACAUCAAACCUCUUAAAGGCGUCACAUACGACAUCUUCGACUACACCGAGGGGUUUAAUAUCCGACCGAAUCCGUUCCAGUGCGAGAUCCGUGUGCGCAGCAAGGCACAUAGGGAGGUUUUGCAGGAGAAUCUGAAGGGGGCAGAGAAGACGAUGGAGCGGUUUCCGGUGUUUGACAAGUCGGCGGAAUGGGUGGGCAUCUAA
Messenger RNA from Capronia epimyces CBS 606.96, 1653 nucleotides. RefSeq lists its product as uncharacterized. The transcript has a single exon. The record is from RefSeq and is a predicted model, not a curated record. Lineage: Eukaryota; Fungi; Ascomycota; Eurotiomycetes; Chaetothyriales; Herpotrichiellaceae. Gene Ontology annotation, molecular function: monooxygenase activity; heme binding; iron ion binding. The coding region runs from base 1 to 1653 and encodes 550 amino acids.